This is a messenger RNA of Cynoglossus semilaevis (tongue sole), 1176 nucleotides long. It is a transcript of the gene psmd14, whose product is annotated as proteasome 26S subunit, non-ATPase 14. Gene Ontology annotation, molecular function: metallopeptidase activity; protein binding. Bases 165 to 1097 code for a protein of 310 amino acids. The record is from RefSeq and is a predicted model, not a curated record. Lineage: Eukaryota; Metazoa; Chordata; Actinopteri; Pleuronectiformes; Cynoglossidae. The transcript has 11 exons.
GUAUUACGCUAUCGUCAGCUGUGAUGUCACUGGAGCGACGGAAGUAGUUGCAUGAAUAACACAAAUCGGGCUGAUUCAUUGCAACCAGUCGGCACUAACUCUGCUGCUCCUGAAGAAAAACACAUUCUCUCGAACAACAGAUAGUUUUGAAAGCACAUCCUAUCAUGGAUCGGCUGCUUAGGCUUGGGGGUGGAAUGCCUGGACUUGGUCAGGGCCCCCCAACAGAUGCACCAGCUGUGGACACAGCAGAGCAGGUGUAUAUCUCCUCUUUGGCCCUGCUCAAGAUGUUGAAACAUGGACGUGCUGGUGUACCAAUGGAGGUCAUGGGACUGAUGCUGGGAGAGUUUGUUGACGAUUACACAGUGCGAGUGAUAGAUGUGUUUGCCAUGCCCCAGUCAGGAACAGGUGUUAGUGUUGAAGCAGUAGAUCCAGUGUUCCAGGCUAAGAUGCUGGACAUGCUGAAACAGACUGGCAGACCAGAGAUGGUGGUAGGGUGGUACCACAGUCACCCUGGUUUUGGCUGUUGGUUGUCAGGUGUUGACAUCAACACACAGCAGAGCUUUGAAGCCUUGUCUGAGCGAGCUGUUGCAGUGGUGGUGGAUCCCAUCCAGAGUGUCAAAGGAAAGGUCGUCAUUGAUGCCUUUAGAUUAAUCAAUGCCAACAUGAUGGUUUUGGGUCAUGAACCAAGGCAAACGACAUCAAACUUGGGCCAUCUCAAUAAACCAUCAAUCCAGGCGCUGAUUCAUGGACUAAACAGACAUUACUACUCCAUCACCAUCAACUACAGGAAAAAUGAGCUGGAGCAAAAGAUGCUUUUAAACCUGCAUAAGAAGAGUUGGAUGGAGGGUCUGACCCUUCAGGACUACAGUGACCACUGCAAACUCAAUGAGACUAUUGUCAAGGAAAUGCUGGAGCUUGCCAAGAACUACAAUAAGGCUGUUGAAGAAGAGGAUAAAAUGACCCCAGAGCAACUGGCAAUUAAGAACGUUGGAAAACAGGAUCCCAAGAGACACUUGGAAGAACACGUAGAUGUUUUAAUGACAUCCAACAUUGUUCAGUGCCUGGCAGCCAUGUUGGAUACAGUAGUUUUCCAGUGAUGGCUCUGUGUGUGAAUACAUGUUAAUAUUGCAACCAUUGUCUUCUUUUAUAUAAAAUAAAAUGUAAUGUAUCAAGACA